AUGGGAGCAGACACACACAUCGGUCUGAUUCAAACCCAGCAGAGGCUUCUCUUCAAGUUGCCUGGGAGACGACUUCACCGGCAUCGGAGGAGCCCGGUGUGGUGCCACGGUGCGGUGCAGCCGGCUCAGCCAUGGUGCAGGAGCUUCCAGGAAGUAUCCCAGAGUACUGUGACUAUCCCCAGCCCCAGCCUCAGCACUCACAGAGGGGCCUCAGGGGCCACAGCCAAGGCGUUGUCUGCUCAGAACAGGCAGCUGCUGGAGGAACUGAGAGCUGAAAAAGGGAGGAGUAAAGAAGAGUCCUUGCAGUGGCAGAGGGAAAAGACAGAGGCAGCUCAGGGCAGUGCAGUAGUUGUGAAGAAAGUGGAUGAUUAUUCAGUGAUUGUGGAGACCCCCAGAGGACAGAGGGAGUUUCAGUUUGACCAAGUGUUUAGUGCUGAGGCCACUCAAGAUGACCUGUUCCAAGAUGCUAGCCGGUUAAUCCAGUCUGCGAUAGAUGGCUACAAUGUUUGUAUCUUUGCAUAUGGCCAAACCAGCACGGGAAAGACGUACACUAUGAUUGGCGACAAAGAAAGAAAGAAUCCUGGAAUCAUGCCGAGAUCCUUCAAUGCUAUAUUUGACAUCAUAAAAGAAAACAACACCAAAUUCAACUUCAAGGUGUCUUCAUAUAUGCUGGAGCUGUACAACGACCGGCUGCAGGACCUGUUCAUGAAUCCGGGAGGAGAGACACAGGGCAAACGGGUGGAGAUCAAGAGGAACAGGAAGGGAGUGGUGUUCGCACAAGGAGCCGAGACCAGGGAGGCGUCCAGCGCUCAGCAGCUCAAUGCCCUAUUUCAACAGGCCUGUGCAAACAGACACAUCGCAGCCACCAAGAUGAAUGUAGAGAGUUCACGAUCCCACCUUAUUGUUGGCAUCCAAAUUGAGAGCAAAAACCUCACCAAUGGGAGUGUAAGCACUGGAAAACUGAGCCUUGUGGAUCUGGCGGGAAGUGAGCGAGCAGCCAAAACAGGGGCGAAGGACCACAAACUCAAGGAAGCCAACUCAAUAAACAAGUCGCUGAGUGCCUUGGGCGAUGUGAUCUCAGCCUUGUCCUCUGAACUGCCACAUGUCCCCUACAGGAAUAGCAAACUUACACAGGGUUAUGGGAUUCUGAAAGGAGCAGGGGCAUGUGUCACAGUUGUGGAUAUAAAGCAGCUCAGAGGGCUCCAAACAGAGAGAGCAGAGGGACGCAGCUACAACAUGCCUCUCACAGGACUGGACCUCACUGAAGCCACAACUCCCGACGAUGGACAGUUUGAGCUGAUUCAUCAGCCAGGCUCUCAGACGGGAUACAAAGAACAAAACCCACUUUGUUGUACUUCUCGACCAACAGACUCGCUGCCUAUGCCCAUUCACCAAGUGGCAAUCCAGUGCACUAAGUUGUUUAUCAAUAAUGAGUGGACUGAGUCGUGCGGUGGGAGGAAAAUUCCUGUGCUUAACCCUGCAACUGGAGAUCUGCUUUGUGAAGUGGAGGAAGCCACUGCUGAGGAUGUGGACAAAGCUGUUCAGAGCGCUCGAGCAGCGUUUGAAGUGGGCUCUUCGUGGAGAUGCAUGGAUGCCUCAGACCGGGGACUCCUGCUCAACAGAUUGGCAGACUUGGUGGAAAGAGACAGACUUUUGAUUGCAACGCUCGAGGCUUUGGACAGUGGAAAAGUGUUUCUGAUGGCUUACUUUGUAGACCUGAUGGCUACAAUCAAAACACUAAGAUAUUAUGCUGGAUGGGCAGACAAAAUCCACGGCAAAAAUAUCCCUGCAGAUGGUGAAUAUUUCACAUAUACUCGACAUGAACCCAUUGGAGUGUGUGGGCAGAUAAUACCAUGGAACUUUCCGGUAAUGAUGUUUGCAUGGAAGAUUGCUCCUGCUCUAUGUUGUGGGAACACUGUAGUCAUCAAGCCGGCUGAACAGACCCCAUUAUCAGCCCUGCACAUGGCCGCUCUCAUCAAAGAGGCAGGGUUUCCUCCAGGUGUGGUGAAUGUGGUGCCAGGCUAUGGUCAUACUGCAGGUGGCGCCAUUGCACAUCACAUGGGCAUAGACAAAAUAGCAUUCACUGGAUCUACUAAAGUUGGAAAACUCAUCCUAAAGGCGGCGGGUGAAAGCAAUUUGAAAAGAGUUACACUAGAGCUUGGAGGCAAAAACCCAAUAAUUGUUUUUGCUGAUUGUGACAUGGAAUACGCCGUGGAGCAGGCCCACAGUGGUCUGUUUUUCAACCAGGGACAGUGCUGCCUGGCAGGAUCACGGGUCUAUAUUGAAGAGUGCAUCUAUCAGCAGUUUGUCCAACUCAGUGUAGAAAAGGCCAAGGCCAAAGUUCUGGGAAAUCCACUGCUACCAGGGGUCGACCAGGGACCACAGAUUGACCAGAAGCAGUUUGAAAAGGUGAUGAGAUUGAUCGAGAGUGGAAAGCGGGACGGGGCUACGCUGGAGUGUGGUGGCUCUGCGUGGGGCCAGCGUGGGCUUUUCAUAGAACCCACAGUGUUUUCAAAUGUGACAGAUGACAUGCACAUUGCCAAAGAAGAGAUUUUUGGUCCAGUGCAGUUAUUAAUGAGUUUCCAAAGUAUCUCAGAGGUCAUAGAGAAAGCGAACAACACACAGUAUGGUUUGGCAGCAGGAGUGUUUACUUCUGAUAUUGAUAAAGCCCUCACAGUCUCUUCUGUGUUACAGGCCGGUACAGUGUGGGUUAACUGCUACAACGCCAUGAGCGCACAGUGUCCUUUUGGCGGCUUCAAAAUGUCUGGAAACGGCAGAGAACUAGGUCAAUAUGCCCUACAGGAGUACACGGAGGUCAAGGCGGUGACUGUCAAACUCUCACAAAAGAUCUAA
Messenger RNA from Knipowitschia caucasica, 2853 nucleotides. The record is from the annotation of a GenBank genome assembly. NCBI's taxonomy places the organism in Eukaryota, Metazoa, Chordata, Actinopteri, Gobiiformes, Gobiidae.